CCAGACCCUAAUUCUAUUCUAUAUUUCUACUACGCAAAGUUAACGCUACUUCAACUUCGACACACACACUCGCUUUUCGCCGCUCUCUCUCUCUCUCUCUCUUUCUCUCUUUCUCUCCGCCGAAUUUUCAGAUCUAACCCUUCGUUUCUACAGCAGUUAAAAAUAUGUCAGAGGAGAUAGAAUACCGCUGCUUUAUUGGUGGCCUCUCGUGGUCAACAUCAGAUAGAGGUCUAAAAGAUGCAUUUGACAAGUUUGGAAAGCUUCUUGAAGCAAAGGUUGUUGUUGACAAGUUCUCUGGGCGUUCUCGUGGAUUUGGGUUCGUCACUUUUGAUGAUAAGAAAGCAAUGGAAGAAGCUAUUGAUGAAAUGAAUGGAAUGGAAUUAGAUGGGCGAACUAUUACUGUUGAUAAAGCUCAGCCUCACCAAGGUUCAGGUAGAGAUUAUGAUGGUGGUCGUGAUCGUGACCGAGGUCGUGAUCGUGAUAGAGGUCGUGACUAUGGAGGUGGGCGUGGAUCUAAUGGUGGGGAGUGCUUUAAGUGUGGGAAGCCUGGCCAUUUUGCUAGGGAGUGUCCAAGUGAAGGCUCUAGAGGCGGCGGCAGGUAUGGUGGUAGGGAUGAUAGGUCUGGUGGUGGUGGUGGCGGCGGGAGCGGGCGUUAUGGUCCUGACCGAAAUGGAGAUCGGUCUAGUGGGCGCAGCAGGGAUUCUGGUAGUCGUGCAAGUUCUGGAGCAGAUCGAUACAGCCGUGACCGUGGAGGUCCUUAUGAACGCCGUGGUGGUGGAGGAGGUUUCCGCUCUGGAUAGAGUGACUGCUUCUGAUUCUGCUUUGGAACUGGCGGUGCCGCAGCUACUGUCUUCAAAGCGUUCCAAGUUUCCUUUUGCUGGAUACAUUCUUAUGAAAAUUGUCUUGGUGGAUCAAUCUAGUAUAUCAGUAGUUUGAAGUGCAAACAUUGGCACGAAUAUUCACCUGUUUUGUGUUCCAAAAAUGCUCAUUUCGAUGUUUUGGUUCGAUGGGAUAUUAUGCUUGCUUGACAUGCACUUUGGAAAUUGGUCUUGUAGUCUGUGAAUGCCAUUAUUGCUGCUGGAUAUCUUGUGACUUUCAUGCAUAGAAUUGCAAACACCAUAAUUGCUGCCCAAUCCUCAUUGAUCAUUUCUCAUAGGCAAUUGCAAAAUGGGAAGGUUGUUUGGUUGGAUGUGUAUUCGGAGGAUCGAUUCAAGGGUAUGUCAAUUGGGAGUUUGCUUCUUUUCACUUGGGAAGUAGAAGCGGUUUUAGAAGUAAAUGCCCAUUUUGGCUACCCUGUUUCAGUAUCUUACUAAAAACAGGAGUCAAGCGGGGUGCUUCGCUAUUUAUGGUCUUUAUGGAUACAUGAUUGGGUUACAUUGUUGCUAAUUGGACAUGUAUGGUUUUUAGUUUUUAAAUUGUCAGUGUUUUCGCCCGCAACAGGCCAUCUACAAUUUAAUUCAACAUAAGCCACACUCAUCUUCUGCAUGGCGCACUGAUGGAGAGUUCCAUUUUUUGUAAACACGUGACAGAUUGUGUUGGAGUUCUUGGUGAAUGCAGCAACUGUUUGCUGAUAAUUUUUUUUCUCCUAUGGGUCUUUCUUCUGCAAUGCCCUUCUUGGUGAUGGAAGAUUUUUGUUAUCCCCUUGUGUUUCCUAGAUGCGUGUCAUCUCUUGGUUCUUGUUUCUUGAGAUCCAGAUAAAUGGUUAUGUUUCUCUUGGUUCUUGUUU
Molecule: messenger RNA, 1726 nt
Organism: Quercus lobata
Lineage: Eukaryota; Viridiplantae; Streptophyta; Magnoliopsida; Fagales; Fagaceae
Gene: ATRZ-1A
Product: RNA-binding (RRM/RBD/RNP motifs) family protein with retrovirus zinc finger-like domain-containing protein
Exons: 5
Coding region: 165-800 (211 amino acids)
Molecular function (GO): RNA binding; zinc ion binding
Source: RefSeq, a predicted model, not a curated record